Molecule: messenger RNA, 381 nt
Organism: Linum trigynum
Lineage: Eukaryota; Viridiplantae; Streptophyta; Magnoliopsida; Malpighiales; Linaceae
Source: the annotation of a GenBank genome assembly
AUGGAAGUUUGGGGCAUGGACACAAUUUCCAAUGGAUGUUUGGACAAGGGUGAGGCGAGGGAUCGAGGCGGCAAUUCUUCCCCACCACACCGGUCGAAGCGAGAGGGUCAGCAUCGCGACCACCACCGCAGGUCGUCAAGGCACGACGAUCGGGAGGGUUCUCGUGAACGAGAAAGGAAGCGAGAGCGAUCAGUUGGAUUGAGGGGGAAUGAUCGAGAAGGCAGCAGGGAGAGAUUUGAUCGGUCUCACGACCGUCGAAGGCGAGAGCUUUCUAGCAAUGAUGCUUGGGGAAUUGUUGUUACGGGUGUCCCAGACGAGAAAAUCAAAUAUCAAGAUUCUAAUGGCUUUAAUUCAAGCUUAGGUGGAGUGAUGCAGAUGUGA